CAAUUCUCGCUCACUCCCUCCCGCCUUCGUUGUUUACAGCCACCACCACCCUCAUCUCUCUCUGUCUCUCUCUCUCUCUCUCUCUCUCUCUCUCUCUCUCUCCGUUAUCCUUUUACUUUGUCUUCAUCCCUUUCCGUUAUUCUCUCCCUUUCUUCCACAUUUUCAGAUCUCUCUCUUCCUCCACCAGAUCUGGUGGUGGCGGUGGCGGUGGCGGUGUUGCUCCUCCCAAAUCAAUCAAUCAAUCAAUUUUCUGCUGAGCGUUCAGUGUGGUGAUACGUAGAGAGCAGACACAGAGAGAGGGGACUCUCCGUUUUCAAUACACCUUUUACCGUAUUCUUUUGAGGGGGAGGCCGGGGCCUCGGCCUCGGCGGCUUUCAAAGCCCCCACCUUCACAGGCCCAUACAAACAAACCCUAACCUAAUUUUUUUCCUCUUUUUUUUUUUUUAUCUCAAUUCAAUUUUUUAGAGAUGCCUGCUGUAGCUUGUUGCGUCGACGCAUUCGCCGGUGACAUCUCUUUCCCGGCGCCGGUUGAUUUCACCGGCGUUCCGCCGCCAACCACCGACGACAGCCACUGGUCUCCCACCCUCUCCUCCGCCCUGUACAACGUCGACGGCUGGGGCGGACCUUACUUCGCCGUGAAUUCCACCGGGAACAUCUCGGUCCGGCCACAUGGCGGUGAGACGCUGUCUCACCAGGAGAUUGAUCUGUUGAAGAUCGUGAAGAAGGCCUCUGAUCCCAAAUCUUGCGGUGGUCUCGGUCUCCAGCUUCCGCUCAUUGUACGGUUCCCUGAUGUUUUGAAGAACCGAUUGGAGUCUCUGCAAUCGGCGUUUGACUAUGCUGUCCAGUCUGAGGGGUAUGGCUCCCAUUACCAGGGGGUUUACCCGGUGAAAUGCAACCAGGACAGGUUCGUGGUGGAGGACAUCGUGAGAUUCGGUUCUUCGUUCCGGUUCGGUUUGGAGUCAGGGUCUAAACCAGAGCUUCUCAUGGCUAUGAGUUGUCUAUGCAAAGGCAACGCAGAAGCGCUUCUCAUCUGUAAUGGAUUCAAGGACGCCGAGUACAUUUCCCUCGCCCUGGCUGCGAGGAAGCUGGCUCUGAACUCCGUGAUUGUGCUGGAGCAAGAGGAGGAGGUUGACCUGAUCAUUGAUCUGAGCAACAAGAUGCACAUUCGCCCUGUGAUUGGAAUGCGGGCGAAGCUGCGGACCAAGCAUUCGGGCCAUUUCGGUGGGACUUCCGGUGAGAGGGGGAAAUUCGGGCUCACAACUGCUCAGAUUCUGAGGGUUGUGAAGAAGCUUGAGCACGCUGGCAUGCUGGAUUGCCUGCAACUCCUGCAUUUUCACAUAGGCUCUCAGAUUCCUUCCACCGCGUUGCUCGCUGAUGGUGUGGGAGAAGCUGCGCAGAUCUAUUGUGAACUGGUUCGUCUCGGGGCUCAAAUGCGAGUCAUUGAUAUUGGAGGUGGCCUCGGCAUUGAUUACGACGGUACAAAAUCUAGUGACUCUGAUAUCUCUGUUGGGUAUGGUCUUCAAGAGUAUGCCACUGCGGUGGUUCGCGCCGUUCAGGGUGUCUGCGACCGGAGGUCCAUCAAGCACCCGGUUAUCUGCAGUGAGAGCGGCAGGGCUAUUGUUUCUCACCAUUCUGUGUUGGUGUUCGAAGCUGUUGGUGCUAGCAGCUAUGGAGCGCCCCCUGCAUUCUCAUCUCUGGCUCUGCAGUACUUGGUGGAGGGGCUCUCGGAGGAAGCUCGUGCUGAUUACCGCAACCUCUCUGAUGCGGCGAUCAGGGGAGAACAUGAGACCUGCUUGCUGUACACUGAGGAGAUGAAACGGCGCUGCGUGGAGGAGUUUAAGCAAGGGCUUUUGGGAAUGGAAGAGCUUGCCGGCGUGGAGGGGUUGUGUGAUUUGGUAAGGAAGACGGUGGGGGAGGCUGAUCCAGUUCGGAGGUACCACGUGAACCUCUCCAUUUUCACCUCUAUCCCUGACGUGUGGAGCAUUGAUCAGGUGUUUCCCAUUAUCCCCAUUCACCGCCUCGAUGAGAAGCCCACUGUGAAAGGCAUCCUCUCUGAUCUGACCUGUGACAGUGAUGGGAAGAUUGACAAGUUCAUCAACGGAGAGUCAAGCUUGGCGAUGCACGAGUUGGAAGGUGGGAGGAAGUACUAUCUGGGAAUGUUCUUGGGCGGUGCUUAUGAGGAGGCGCUUGGUGGUUACCACAACUUGUUUGGAGGUCCCAGCGUGGUUCGGGUGUUGCAGAGCGAAGGUCCACACAGCUUCGCGGUGACGCGUGCAAUGCCGGGUCCUUCCAAUGGAGACGUACUUCGAGUGAUGCAGCACCAGCCUGAGCUCAUGUUUGAGACUCUCAAGCACCGCGCAGAGGAGUCUGUGCAUGAUGAUGAGCUCACUGCUGCGGCUCUCGCCACAGCCCUGGCUCGCUCGUUCCACAACAUGCCUUAUCUGGUAACUGCUGCUGACCAUGCUGGAGAGGAUGAGCAUGAUCAAUGGUCUUAUUGCAUUGCUUGAGUUUGGUCAGUUUCUGGUUGGUUGUCGUCAUUUCAAAAUUUAUUCAACAUUUUCUGCUCUAGUUUAGUUUGUUAUUAGUUUAGCAUACAGAAUGCAGGGAAGUGAGUGUCCUCUGUCAUUUUGUUUUGUAAUUUCCGCCAUCAGCUGAACCUGUCUAUGACUUUCAGUAACCAAAUUUUAUUGAUGCCUCCAUUGUCAUAUUUAGAAUAAAAGUGCUCUGUUAUUGAAAA
Molecule: messenger RNA, 2737 nt
Organism: Lotus japonicus
Lineage: Eukaryota; Viridiplantae; Streptophyta; Magnoliopsida; Fabales; Fabaceae
Product: arginine decarboxylase-like
Exons: 1
Coding region: 468-2507 (679 amino acids)
Biological process (GO): L-arginine catabolic process; spermidine biosynthetic process
Molecular function (GO): arginine decarboxylase activity
Source: RefSeq, a predicted model, not a curated record